Dromiciops gliroides (monito del monte) is the source of this 5132-nucleotide messenger RNA. RefSeq names its product protein kinase cAMP-dependent type I regulatory subunit beta (gene PRKAR1B). Gene Ontology annotation, biological process: regulation of protein phosphorylation. Gene Ontology annotation, cellular component: cAMP-dependent protein kinase complex. Gene Ontology annotation, molecular function: cAMP-dependent protein kinase regulator activity. The coding region runs from base 233 to 1378 and encodes 381 amino acids. The transcript has 11 exons. The record is from RefSeq and is a predicted model, not a curated record. NCBI's taxonomy places the organism in Eukaryota, Metazoa, Chordata, Mammalia, Microbiotheria, Microbiotheriidae.
GGGGCCUCCCAUUGCGGACAGUCUGCUGGAGCCCGCCCUGCUGUCCGCCUUACAACCUCUGCGGCUGUAGGGAGGAGGGGCUGGAAGCCGGCUGCAGUGCGGAGACCCGAAGCUCAGGAGCUGCCGCCGCUGCCGUCGCUGCUGCUGCUGCUGCUGUCGUCGCUACUGCUCCUCUGGUUGCUGCUGCCGCCGCUGAGCUCACCCUCUCGCUGCAUCGCAUCCAGGUUUGAAGAUGGCUUCUUCUUCCUCCUAUAACCUAGAAGAAGAUGAGAGUCUGAAAGGAUGUGAACUCUAUGUCCAGAAGCAUAACAUUCAACAGCUUCUGAAAGAGUGCAUUGUAAACCUUUGCAUCUCCAAACCUGACCGUCCCAUGAAAUUUCUUCGGGAGCAUUUUGAAAAAUUAGAAAAGGAGGAAUGCAAGCAAAUCUUGGCCCGUCAGAAGUUGAGUUCCCAAUCUGACUCCCAUGAUGAUGAGAUUUCUCCUCCUCCUCCAAAUCCUGUCGUGAAGGCACGUUGCAGACGAGGUGGCGUGAGUGCUGAAGUGUACACUGAAGAAGAUGCUGUCUCCUACGUGAGAAAGGUGAUUCCAAAAGACUACAAAACAAUGACUGCCUUGGCAAAAGCCAUCUCUAAGAAUGUGCUCUUCGCUCACCUUGAUGACAAUGAGAGGAGUGACAUAUUCGAUGCCAUGUUUCCUGUCACUCAUAUUGCUGGAGAAACCGUUAUUCUGCAAGGAGAUGAAGGUGACAAUUUCUAUGUCAUUGAUCAAGGAGAAGUUGAUGUGUACGUGAACAUGGAAUGGGUGACCAACAUUGGAGAGGGAGGCAGUUUUGGAGAACUUGCGCUGAUCUAUGGCACACCAAGGGCUGCCACUGUCAAAGCCAAGACCGACCUCAAACUUUGGGGCAUUGAUCGGGAUAGCUACAGGCGCAUUUUGAUGGGCAGCACUCUGAGAAAACGGAAGAUGUAUGAGGAAUUCCUGAGCAAAGUCUCCAUCUUGGAAUCCCUGGAUAAGUGGGAACGCCUGACAGUGGCUGAUGCGUUGGAACCUGCCCAGUUUGAAGACGGAGAAAAAAUUGUGGUUCAGGGACAGCCAGGGGAUGACUUCUUCAUCAUUACCGAGGGCACAGCUUCUGUUCUUCAGCGCAGGUCUGAUAAUGAGGAAUAUGUGGAGGUUGGAAGACUUGGGCCAUCAGAUUACUUUGGAGAGAUAGCACUGUUGCUCAACCGUCCUCGGGCAGCCACUGUGGUGGCCCGUGGCCCACUGAAGUGUGUGAAACUUGAUCGUCCUCGUUUUGAGCGGGUACUUGGUCCCUGCUCUGAAAUCCUGAAGAGGAACAUUCAGAGAUACAAUAGCUUCAUCUCCCUUACCGUUUAAGGGAGUCCUUCCUUCUUCCUAACCCCCUCCAAUAUCUGCCUGCCUUUAAAUGUUAACCUUGUGACUCACAGGUUUGACCUGAGCCAUUUCAUAGCUUUACCAAGUCAUGUGGUUUUUGGUGACUCUUGAUGUUUCUGUCUGAUGCACUGGAGAGAACUGACCAUGUUUUGUGUUAGGGAAGACAACAGAAUUGGAUGAGAUUCACUUUUUGGCACCUUGGAUGAAUUCUAAGAUUUGUGGCUCACAUAUCUGAGAAUAAAAUACUCACCUUGUGUUAUUUUGUUUGUUUUAAGUACACAGUCCCUCCCCCCCCAAAUAGUUUAUACUUUUAUAGAUAUACUUUAUCCCAUUCAGUCCUUACAACAAUCCCAUGAGGUAGGGAAUUCAUAUAUUAUUGUCCCAUUUUACAGACAAAGAAACUGAGGCUCAGUGAGAGUAAAUUAUCUUGUCCAAGAUAGCACACUUAGGAAAUACCAGUCUGGAUUUGAACCAAGGUCUUUCACUGAUAAUCCAUACCUUUUCCACUGUACCAGACUGCCAAAGAAAGAGCAGUCUUUUCUUUUAAUUGAAUUGCUCAAGAAAAGGCUUUUCUCCAACCUGAAAAUGAGAGAUUGUGGAUUUUUUGCAUGGGAGGCAGUGAGAAAGGCAAAAACAUUCCAGAACUCUCCAGUGUCGAACCCUAGGUCAUUCUGUUUGUUAUUUAAACUGGCAGUCUAGUUUUCAACUCUGGUUUGCAAAUGAAGGCUUGAAAGGAUGGGUUGUUGUUCUGUGGACAGUAUUGUGUAGGCACUAGCCUCAGAAUUGGGUGGACCUCCUUAACAUUAAAAGGGGGGAGGGAAAAGCAUGCUAAUAAUAACAGAUGCUUUAGUUUUUUGAUUUUUAACUCUACUAAGAUGUAAUCCUUGACCACCUCAGUGGGUAGAAUCCUUGAGUUAGGUAGGUUGUUUCUUUGGAUGUCAUUGUAAUCUAUGGGUGAGAAGGCUUUGUCCUACUUUCCAGGAAUGUAUCAUCUAAUUUGGACAAACCAUUACAAAUUAAAGAAUAAUACAUGAGAUUUUCCUCUUUCCUUGAUCCCUCCCCUCAGGUCUACUUGGGCUUCAAUCCCAAGAACUCAGCUUCUUAACAGAGCUCAGGGGAUCAUCAGGAAGCUGCAUCCACAACCAUCUAGUCCCAACCUCCAUAAAGCCAAUAAGCAUUUUUUAAGUGCUUAUCAUGUGCCAGGCACUGUGCUAAGCACUAGAGAUACAAAGAAAGGUAAAAAAAAAAUAGUUCCUAUCAUCACGUAAUUCACAUUCUAAAGGAGGAGGCUUUGAGUUACUUUAAUGUUCACCUUAAACCCUCUUUGCUACCUCUUCAUAGCAUGGAGCUGAUCCCUAGGCUCACAAAGCCCAUACCAGCAGAGGUCAAAACUCUGGUAAGUCUUAGCAAGUUGGAAAGUUUAGGUCCCAAAAAGGACCAUCUGGCAUCUCAGAAUCAGCCUGGCUAAGUUCAUAGGGGUUCAUCAUCACCAGAGUGCUGGUAAACAAUGAUGACUUUUAAUUUUAGGGGGCCCUUGGCCAAGAGGCUGUGAUCCAUGUUGCUUAAAGGGAAUACCCAUGGAAUCAUUGGUUUUUGAGGUAUUAUAUCAUUAUAGUAAUGGAGACCUCUAUUGAGUUAGUAAAUGCUGAAAUGGCUGAGGUGAGAGGGGGAGCAGGAAAUGGAAGUGGGGAGGUUCAUGUGUGUGGCUAGAACCAAAAGGGUGGCCCAGGUGUUGCUUGGCCUGAAGAGAUAGAAAUUAGAGACAAAACAGCUCCAAACUGCAGAAGUCUGGUCUCUUUUUAGUUGAUGUAACCUCCCCCCACACACACACCUUUCAUAGGUGACAACAUUACCUUUAGAAUGCUUAAUUGCCCUAAGUAAAAGGUUCAAAUCUUUAAUUAAGUAAUUGGCUUUUCGUAGCCUGACUUGGAAAACCGAAUCUCAGAGAAUCAGAGAAUCCUAGAGUUGCGAAAGAUUUCAGGGCUCACCUAGUCCAACUUCUUUCCUAAUGAAUGAAUCUUCUUUUAGCGUAUAUGAGAACAAUCAAUUUGCCCUCCCACUGGAUUGGGGUCAGUUAAAAUAUUUUACAGUUAGACCAUAUCCAGUUGAUUGGAAAGAUAAGUGCUUCUAAGCCAAAUAAUCAGAAUGUUUAGAAUCUUGACUAAGAUUCAAACAUCUGGAAUCUUUAGCAAAGGAGCAUUCUAGUACCAUUCUUCUGGAAACACCUAAAAUCCAUGAUUAUGGGAAACACAAUUAAACUAAGAAUCUAUGCCCAAAGACACCAUUUGUUGAAAAUGUGUGAUUAGCAUCAUUUGGGGGGACUUUUCACAAAAGAGGCUCCCUCCAUUUAGGAAAUCACAGGGCCCAGCCCCUUUCCUCUAGAAAAACAAACAAACAAACAAAAAGCCCCUCUUCCUUUUGAGAAUGACAAGUAUUUUUUUUAAGGCUUCAGUCACAAAUUUUGAAACUCAAUAAAACUUGUAUAUGCAAAUUUCCUAAUUGAUUUUAUCUAACGUCUUGGUGACAUGAAAAUACAAAUGUAAUAAUUGGAUUAACCUAAUUACAUUCAUGAACGAAUAACUGAGAACUUUAUAUCAACCAAAGGGGGGGGUGGAAGCCACAUAAAAGUUCUAUUUAAAUUAAACAACCACCCCCCUCAAAAUUUUCAAAGGGAAAUUUUGAAUCGACAUUAAAAUAUUUUUCUCUCUAAGCACAAUCUUAAGUCAUCUCAAGGUGUUCAAAUGAUUUCAGCAUGUAUAUGUCUGUGGUCUAAUAAGCUACACUGAUUGAUAAUGAUGUUCACAAUAUUGCAUGCACGAUUAAAUGUGAACAGCUGGAGAUAUUCUCUCUAACUUGCAAUUUGAAGGCAGAAACUUAACGUAGACAAAAACCCUGCAUAGAAAUGUUAUGUAUAGAUUCAUUUGCUUCAUUGUGGUUGUGGUACUCUCACUUUUCAUUCAGGUUUUGGUGGAUGGAUUGCAAUUCAAAAUGGGCAUAAUUCCGAUUAGCAUUCAAACAGCCUAAUCAUUCUCCCUGUGGCAUUUUGAUGACUAUUGGCUGGAAGAUGAUAUUCAUGCAUAUUUGGUGCAGUAAACAUUUGCAGAAUGAAAAUGCCUAAUCCUAAAUGUUCAUCUCUCUACUGAAUGCUAAAAAGCGUUCUUUACCAUAAAUUCCUUCUAAAGAGGCAAAAAACUAAAUGUAAAACUCUUGUUGGGUGGGGAAGAAUUGCAAAAGUGUCGUGUGCAACAGGCCAUUCUUUGGCCUACAGAACAUUCUGUUACUUUUUCAAACCACUUGUGAUGCUUAUUUGAUUGGAUGGUGAGGAAGAGAAGAUAACAGGUAAUGCAAUCGCCAUCGGCUUCUCCCUCGAAGCAAAAAUGGUGGUGCUUGGUUUAAUCAUCUGACCCUUUUGGAAAUAUUUGCUACCAAGCUUGGCUGGUUCUGGCUCUGGCUUCAGAGCUUGGAUUUCUUCUCCAGAAUCUCUUUUCCCUGAAUCAAGUUGAGAGUCUCAUUACUGGGUUAUCCCAGACAUCCCCAGGUCACCUGAAACUAAUCCUGAUGUGAAAUGUUGCAUUUGCUUGUCAGAAGUGUUCAUUGUUGAUUUCUCUUAAAGUGUUUUUCUUUGUUAUAAUAAGGAGGAUUCUAAGGAGGGGGCAGAGAUAUAUACCAGAAAAUAACUGUGAUGUGAAAAAUCAAAGGCAUCAAUAAAAUUAAAAAAAAAACAACAACAAACCAC